CCAGCUGUGGGCUGGGGGCGGCGGGCUGGAGCGCCCGGCGUCUGGGGAGGAGGCAGCGCCCGGCGGCCGCCUCCGCCACUGCAGCUGCAGCCGCUGAUGUCGCCGCAGUAGCCCCGGGCGCCGCAGCACCCGCUCCGUCGGCGACCGCAGCGUCCUCACCGUAGCGCCGAGCCCGGACCCGCCGCCCGGCAGGAUGGCUGUAGCUCCUCCAAGUUACUGUUUUGUGGCCUUCCCACCGCGAGCUAAGGAUGGUCUGGUGGUGUUUGGGAAAAACUCGGCGCGGCCCAGAGAUGAAGUGCAGGAGGUGGUGUACUUCUCAGCCGCUGACCAUGAACCUGAGAGCAAGGUCGAGUGCACGUACAUCUCAGUCGACCAAGUCCCCAGGACCCACGCCAUAGUGAUAAGCAGACCCGCCUGGCUUUGGGGGGCAGAAAUGGGAGCCAAUGAACAUGGAGUGUGCAUCGCCAACGAAGCCGUCAGCACCCGAGAACCAGCUGCUGAGAGGGAAGCCUUGCUGGGGAUGGACCUGGUCAGGCUUGGUUUAGAGAGAGGGACAACAGCUAAAGAGGCCUUAGAUGUCAUCGUCUCCCUGCUGCAAGAGCACGGCCAGGGUGGGAAUUACUACGAAGAUGCCAGCUCCUGCCACAGCUUCCAGAGCGCGUUCCUGAUCGUGGAUCGUGAGGAGGCCUGGGUGCUCGAGACCCUUGGGAAGUUCUGGGCUGCCGAGAGAGUCACAGAGGGGGUGAAGUGCAUUUCCAACCAGCUGUCGCUCACCACCAAAGUGGAUGAAGAGCACCCUGAGCUCAGGAGUUACGCUCAGAGUCAAGGCUGGUGGACCGGCGAGGACGAGUUCAAUUUUUCCCAAGUGUUUUCUCCCGCUGAUGACCACCUGGACUGCUGUGCGGGCAAAGACAGCUUAGACAAACAAGAAGAAAGCAUCACUGUGCAGACUAUGAUCGAUGUCUUACGGGACAAAGCCAGUGGGGUCUGCAUAGACUCGGAAUCCUUCCUCACCACGGCCAGUGUAGCGUCUGUCCUGCCUCAGAACAGGAGCCUGCCGUGCAUCCAUUACUUCACCGGGACCCCAGACCCUUCCAGGUCCAUAUUCAAGCCUUUCAUCUUUGUCGAUGAUGUCAAACUUGUCCCCAAAACGCGGUCUCCCUGUUUUGGGGACGACGACCCUGCCAAAAAGGAGCCUCGAUUCCAGGAGAAACCUGACCGCCGGCACGAGCUGUACAAGGCCCACGAGUGGGCCCGCUCCAUCCUCGAGAGUGACCAGGAGCAGGGCCAGCAGCUGAGGAAGACCAUGUUGGAGCUGGAGAAGCAAGGCCUGGAGGCCAUGGAGGAGAUCCUGAGCAGCUCCGAGCCCCUGGACCCCGCCGAAGUGGGAGACCUUUUCUAUGACUGUGUUGACACGGAGAUCAAGUUCUUUAAGUGAAGUAAGCGCCCCCCUCCCCUUCUUAUUUAAAACUUCCCACCUUACUAAGUUACCAGCAAAACACGCCCCUCUGCUGUUUGAGCAAACCGAGAACGUACAGAUGUGGCCUCCCUCUCCGAAGCCCGACGGAUCUGCUCCCUGGCGGCCUGCCUUGAACCUGCCGUGUCCCUCCCGCCCCGGUCGGCAGCGUGGCUGCCCUCCUCUGCCGGGUCCCGUGUCUCCUGCUGGCCUGUCAUUUGUCCGUGUGACCCACUGUGGACCUGAGGCUGCUGUCAUUGUGUUUCAGCAACAGUAGGCCCAGUAGCCUUCCCCUCAGUGGCAGAGUGCCUCGUACCUGGGAGGGAAGGCUCCGCAGGGCUGGGCUGGCGGGAGGAGCGGCCUCUCUGCGGAUCUUACUCUUCCUCUCCGUAACGGGUCCUGCAGGUUAACAAAAGGCGCUUGUCUGCACACACAGGGCUCUUGUGUGUGGAGUUGAGGGAGUGGCUCUCCGGCUCCCUUUCACUGGAGUGCAUGUCAGUGGCCGUGCACGUGUCUCCUGGGGGACAAGACCAAUCGGGAGGAAUACGGGGGCUCCUCCCCGGUCCUUGCUCCCCCUUUAGUUCCCGUGAUCUGGAAGAACCCAUCUUCCCAUGUACCGUGCUCCUAUGCGGUGGGCCUCAGAAGUGUCCUGUGCGGGAGACCUGGUCACCUGUCGGCCACUGCGUGGGUCUCCCCACAGGCACACCUGCCACUUCGAUGAAGCCCUGGGUAGAAAUGGUUCCGGAUCGGGUCACCAGCGUCUCGUCUGGGACCUUUUCAACGGCCCACAAAGCUGUGCAUCUAAGGAGGGGAGGGAGAGGAGAAACUGCCGACUCUCUAGAUUUCAGGUGGUGUAGCUGGCAUCUGAGCAGUCACUCCAUUAUCUCUGCACAGAGGCUUGGAUUAAAUGGAUCUGUUUCAACAUGGUGUCCACAUAAAGGAUCUGGCUCACCUGCACAGCAUAGAAAGUGCAGGGCAGAGCAGAUGGGCUCAGCCUUGGGAAGACAGAGGGCAAGCGGGUGGCAGAUGGAUGGAGACGCAUUCUCUGCGGGUUAACCGUCCCACCCCCACCCUGCCUGGCCAGCCUGGAAAUCCUACAAAUGUGUGUGUGAAGUGGCCAGCUUCCAGCUCAUCCCCACCAAGUCCUCACACCCCACAUGUCCUGGUAGUUGUCUUCAAACCAGCAGGUAAAGUGAGGGGAUGGUGGUAGGGAGGGGGGGUCUCUCCAUCUACUGAAACUCUCGACUCCUCAAGUCCUCACACCCCACAUGUCCUGGUAGUUGUCUUCAAACCAGCAGGUAAAGUGAGGGGAUGGUGGUAGGGAGGGGGGGUCUCUCCAUCUACUGAAACUCUCGACUCCUCUGGAAGUGGCACGGGGGCAGCAAUGGUUAGGGGAAGCGAUUGCUAAUAUAGCAGCCAGUGGGAGAGCGCCAUCUGGGCAGGAAGUGGCAGAUGGGACCGUUGUGAGAGCUUGUCGUCUCGGAGGUGGCCUGAGUGAAUGCCUCCCCACAGGAGUGUCACAGGCCACGUGGGAGACACGCCCCUCGUCACAUAGAUGCUACCUGGGCGGCAGAGGCUGCAGAACCAUCUCUUUUUUUCCACCGACCCUCCCUUAAGUGUGGGUGGGGGAGGACUGUGGGCUUUGCGCUCGGCCGUUUUGUAAAUUCCGAGUGAGAGGGGGAAGAGCAUUUCAGCUGGCCAUUGAUGGCGUCAGUAGUGGUGGCUUCUCGUGCCUUUGAGCUUUGUGCAAGUUUGACUCGGGCUUUCCCUGUUGGUGCACGAGGGCUCUCUGAGAGCGUCUGUCCACAAGUGCUAAAGGGAAGGGUGAGGUUCAAGGAGAAUGCAGGUACCUGUCCUCCCCCAAGUGCACCUGCCAAGUGGUUACUGAAAGCAAGAUGAUGCAGUCACUCUGAAUUUCACGGUGUGGUCUCAUCGCCACCACCCAGUGUGGGAGCAGAUCAUCAGGUCUGACAUGGCUGAGACAGCUGCACUGAUUCAGGGUUUGAGCCAAAGCAAUGUAGGGAGACCACAUCCCUCAUAUGGGUCACACGGAGGUCGCGGCUAGCCUUGCCAGCCUCAUGCAUUACCCAGCCACAUGGUGGGAAAUGCAGUGGCCGCUUCUGAGAGGGGAUGUAGACUGUGGUCAGGCAUUUCUGGGAAGAGACACUCAGGGUUGUCCUGACCCCUUGGCCCAUCACAACGGUGAUGUAUUGGACUGGCCACUAGAGGGUGUUGCAGCCAACUGGGGGCAUAGCUUGGCUGAGGGUAACCUGGCCUUGGUUUUGUAUCUUUGCAUCAUCAGGCACCGAGGUGGCCCACAGGUGGCUUCUUUGUGCUUUGGGAUGGAAGGGGAGACACAAGACGACAGCAAAGAACCUGCUGUUGUGCUUAGACUCAUGUUUAGUGACUGUUAUCUACUAAAUGAACAGUUGCAAAGUUGUUGGAUUUUCAGCAGGCUGUUCGUGGUGGCAGUGGUGGGGUGUUGGCUUUUAAAUGGAAAAAAUGCUUAUUACAUGGGUCGUUACUUGGCCAGGAAUUAUCAGCUCUUCUGAAGGGAAGACAGGCAAGAAUAUUCACGAUGAAAUACGGAUGUGAUGUUUGAAGGGCGCAGUGUGAACAGCCUCUUAGAAUACCCUUUGUGUACCUAGUAAGACUGGGGUGACAGCGGCUGUGCGUACUUUGUGUGGGGAGAAGGCAUGGCGCACGUCCAGGACGGCCCUGACGGUGUCAUGUCAUUCCCCACUCUUGUGGCCCUCACCGGGGGAUGGGAUUCAGCACAGGUAAAGCCCACCCUCACCCACAAGGGUGCAGGCUCCAGGAAGAGUGGAUUAGGGGAGCAGAACUAGUACUUGGUCAGUGUUGGAGAGGUGUGUGACUCCAGUUAGAAUAAGCACAUAAUCAAGAUGAUGGCGACCCUGAGGUCCCGGUCACCACGGUAAACCCCUGUAUUACUGCUAUCAGGAGCCCUAAUCCUACAAGUUCACAGAGGUCCCGGUCACCGUGGUAAACCCCUGUAUUACUGCUAUCAGGAGCCCUAAUCCUACAAGUUCACGGAGGUCCCAGUCACCGCGGUAAACCCCUGUAUUACUGCUAUCAGGAGCCCUAAUCCUACAAGUUCACAGAGGUCCCGUUCACCGCGGUAAACCCCUGUAUUACUGCUAUCAGGAGCCCUAAUCCUACAAGUUCACGGAGGUCCCGGUCACCGUGGUAAACCCCUGUAUUACUGCCAUCAGGAGCCCUAAUCCUACAAGCUCACGGAGCAGGCAGGUCCUAGAGCAUCCCAGCAGUAACUUCCUUUACUACUGGGUGAAUCGUUAGAUCUGAACACUGGAUGAUCAGCCGGGCAAGUCCGCUUCCUCACCGAUCAGCCCAUGGUGGUCCCAGUGUCAAAUACCUUCUGGCCGGCCCAACGGGGAAGCCAGAUAAGACCAGUGCGCUCCUGACUGAAGAGCCAUCUGCCCUUGGGGAAGGUCUUCCACUGAGCGCUCAGCUGUAGGAAGGAAGUGGGGGGGUAGGGGAGGAGCACCCGCCUCGCUGAGAGUGGCCGGUGGCGAGUACGGCGGUCCCAUUCCAGCACUCCCUUACGCUUCCCUGUAGCCGUAGCUGUGGCGUUUCAUCCCACACAGUCCAAAGUCCCAGCUGCCCUCCUGUGGUUGUGUCCCAGUGUGCUGUAUCUGGUUGACUCCAAACACCCUGAAAUGUCCCAUGCAGAUUUCUCGUGGGAACCAAUAUGUACACGUUUGCAAUCAUGUUGUGAGAAUUUAAAUGUGUUGCCUGAAAAACACUAUUAGCAGGGAAUAAUAAAAAAAUCUUCCUGUUUCCUGCAGGGGGAACUGACCUUGUAGUCUUAACAGUCUUUUGUACAAAUACCUACAGACCAGAUAACGUCCUUAGCCGUGCUUGCCCUUGGAAAUGUCUCUAAAUGCAUUGAGCCUACAAUAAAAAAAAAACUGAAAUGAA
Molecule: messenger RNA, 5416 nt
Organism: Oryctolagus cuniculus (rabbit)
Lineage: Eukaryota; Metazoa; Chordata; Mammalia; Lagomorpha; Leporidae
Gene: SCRN1
Product: secernin 1
Biological process (GO): proteolysis
Molecular function (GO): dipeptidase activity; cysteine-type exopeptidase activity
Source: RefSeq, a predicted model, not a curated record